GCCGGCCCAAGCGCCCAGGCGGCCGCUCCCUGCUGACUCGGAGUGUGGGCGGGGAGAGGAGGGCGGAGGGAAGAGGAGGAGGCACUGUCUCUGCCGUUUGCCUCGUCGGCUGCGAGAGCCGGCAGUGGUCCGCAUCAAGGCUGCCGCCACGGCCGCCAUGGACGAACAGGCGGGGCCCGGCGUCUUCUUCAGCAACAGCCACCCAGCGGCAGCCGGGGGCGUCAAGGGGCUAGGGCCCCUGGCAGAAGCCGCUGCCGCAGCCGCGGGCGAUGGGGCGGCGGCGGCGGCGGCGGUGGCUGCUGCGGGGGCGGCCCGAGCUCAGUACAGUCUCCCGGGGAUCCUGCACUUCCUGCAGCACGAGUGGGCCCGCUUCGAGGUGGAGCGCGCCCAGUGGGAGGUGGAGCGGGCGGAGCUGCAGGCCCAGAUUGCCUUCCUUCAAGGAGAAAGGAAAGGACAAGAAAAUCUGAAGAAAGAUCUAGUAAGGAGGAUCAAAAUGCUGGAAUAUGCUCUUAAACAGGAAAGAGCCAAAUACCACAAGUUGAAAUAUGGGACAGAGUUGAAUCAGGGAGAUAUGAAGCCUCCAAGUUAUGAUUCUGAUGAAGGCAAUGAAACAGAGGUGCAGCCACAACAAAACAGCCAGUUAAUGUGGAAACAAGGGAGGCAACUACUCAGGCAGUAUCUUCAGGAGGUUGGUUAUACAGAUACCAUAUUAGAUGUGAAAUCAAAACGGGUACGAGCUUUGUUGGGCUUUACAAGUGAUGUCACUGAGAGGGAAGAUGAAAAAAACCAGGAGUCAGUGAUAAAUGGAGUGGAAGCUGAAAUUAAAGAAACUGUGAUGAUUGGGAAACCAGAGUUAACAGAUUCAGCCUCUGUACUGGAUACUUUCAAAUUCCUUGAAAAUGCAGACUUCAGUGAUGAAGAUGAUGAAGAUGAUAUUGAUGGGAGAGAGAAAACCAUCAUUGAUACUUCAACGAUUGUUAGGAAGAGGGUGUUGUCUGAUAGCAGUGAAGACCGAGAUACAAAAGAAGCUCUAAAGGAGUUUGAUUUCUUGGUUGCACCAGAUGAAGGAGACGGAGAAUCUAGAAGUGCAGGCGAUGGAACAGAAUGGGAAAAGGAAGACCAGUGUCUCAUGCCUGAAGCCUGGAAUGUGGACCAGGGAGUAAUAACCAAACUCAAGGAGCAAUACAAAAAGGAGAGAAAGGGGAAAAAGGCGGUGAAGAGAAAAACUACCGAAGAUCUGUUUCAGCCUCUAUCCUAUAUAAAACAGUCAAAACAGGGAUGUGGGAGAAUGAUGGAUCAAAGCCCAGGGCCCAACAGGUCAAAAUUACAAGAUAUGCUUGCUAACUUGAGAGAUGUUGAUGAACUUCCUUCCCUGCAACCAUCCUUGGGAUCACCUUCUAGACCAAGCAGUUCAAGGCUUAGUGAACAUGAAAUUAACAGAACAGAUGAAGUGGAAGCAUUAACAUUCCCUCCUACAUCAGGAAAGUCAUUUAUCAUGGGAGCAGACGAAGCCCUCGAAAAUGAACUUGGUCUUGGUGAACUGGCAGGCCUUACUGUUGCCAAUGAGGCUGAUUCACUGACUUAUGAUAUAGCAAACAAUAAAGAUGCUUUGAGGAAGACUUGGAAUCCCAAGUUUACAUUAAGAAGUCACUUUGAUGGAAUUCGAGCACUGGCUUUCCAUCCAGUUGAGCCAGUUUUGAUAACAGCAUCAGAAGAUCAUACGUUAAAAAUGUGGAAUUUGCAAAAAACAGCUCCAGCAAAAAAGAGUACUUCUCUUGAUGUGGAGCCUAUCUAUACAUUUAGAGCUCAUAAAGGUCCAGUCCUCUGUGUAGUAAUGAGCAGCAAUGGUGAACAGUGUUAUAGUGGAGGGACAGAUGGCCUUAUCCAGGGCUGGAAUACAACAAACCCAAACAUCGAUCCUUAUGAUUCUUAUGACCCUUCUGUUUUAAGAGGUGCACUUCUGGGCCACACAGAUGCAGUCUGGGGCUUGGCUUAUAGUGGAGUACAUCAGCGUUUAUUGUCCUGUUCAGCAGAUGGCACUCUUCGUUUGUGGAAUACAACUGAAAUUGCUCCAGCCCUAAGUGUAUUUAAUGAUAAUCAAGAACUGGGAAUCCCUGCCUCUGUGGAUCUAGUGAGCAGUGAUCCGAGCCAUAUGGUAGCAUCAUUUAACAAUGGAUAUACUAGCAUCUUUAACAUGGAAACACAACAACGCAUUCUCACUUUAGAAGCCAACCUAGAUACAACCUCUAAUAUAUCCUGCCAAAUAAAUAGAGUCAUCAGUCAUCCCACCCUUCCAAUCAGUAUCACUGCUCAUGAAGACAGACACAUUAAAUUCUAUGAUAAUAACACAGGAAAACUGAUCCAUUCAAUGGUUGCCCACUUAGAAGCUGUUACAAGCCUAGCUGUUGAUCCCAAUGGCCUGUACUUGAUGUCUGGCAGUCAUGAUUGUUCAAUACGUUUAUGGAACCUAGAAAGCAAGACCUGUAUCCAAGAAUUCACUGCUCAUCGAAAAAAGUUUGAGGAAUCUAUUCAUGAUGUGGCAUUCCACCCAUCUAAAUGUUAUAUCGCCAGUGCUGGAGCAGAUGCCCUGGCCAAAGUCUUUGUAUGACAUGAUGCCCCUCUUUCAGCUUCUCUCUAUAAUCAGCUGCACACAAGAGAUAACAGAAGAUGAGGGGAAAAGUCAUCUUUUCUUGCCCUUUCAUUCUGCCAAUGGAGCACAGAGAACAUUUGUUAAAGUAUAGUUUUUGCAGUCGAUGUACUGUUUUCUAAAAUUAAGGUUUGUUCAGGUUACUGUAAGCUCAGCUGGUUCUGUGAGCCUGAGAACUGUUUCAAAUUAUUCUGAAAGUAUAUGCUUUUAUUUGUGAGGGGUUCUUAUUCGCCGGGCAGGCCUGAGCGAAACAAGGUUCAUUUAGUCCCUGUGGAGGAAUUGGGGUAUUCUUUAAGGGAGGGAUACAUCAAUAACCUGAUUUAUUGGGGUGGGGUGGAGGGAGCAGGGGAACGUAAGCAUGUUUUUCAUUUGAGAAAUUCUGUCAAACAUAUGCACGUUAGGUAGUCAAAACAGUGGCCUUUAUCAUGCCCACUGGACAAACCUUUUUGUGACUGAUGACUAGGCAGUUCUGAAAGGAGUUUAGUUUAGCGUGUUUAUGAGCUUUACAAAUAAAGUGAUUGGCAAAACAUUUUACCUAUAAAAAAAGAAUGCAAUAAUAUGUUACAUAUGUUAUUCAGUAAUGCCAAUCAGACACUUAGUUUGCAGGCAAAAUUAUAUAUUGUAUUACAUUUUUGAAAAUAGAAUUGUUACCAAGUGACUGAGAGUUUAGCUGUUAGAUAUUCAACUUUAAAGAGAAUGUUUGAUACAGUCUAUAUUUACUAAGAGAUUUAACUUAAUACAGGCAUUCAAAGCUGAGUCUAUCAUUCAAGGACAGUCACUAGCACAGGUCUCUAACACAAUAACCUGUACUGUUGUUAAAAUUCAGUUCUAUUCAUGUGAUGUUUAUAAUACCAAAAUGGUUAACCCUUCUUAUCAAUGAACUCACAGCUGGAUAGAUGCAAAGCAAAAAAAAUGUUUAGAGAGAGUCUCAUUUAUGUCCAUAUAACCAUGCUUCAGAUUAUCUAUGCUCUCUUUCUUCCCUAAACCUCAGGUUAGGCUACUUAUAGCCUUCAAUAAUACUAUCACAGUUUAUAUUAGUUUUAAAAAAUAACAAAUGCAGUCUGCUAGGUUGGGUUGGGUUCAUCCUGCUGCUUUUUGUAAAGAAAAAAAUCUAAACAAAGCACAAGCAGUGUACCUUCAAAAACCCUAUCUCAGCUUUAGGAGGGAGGACAUCUGAGUAGAAAGGCCAAUUGCAUAUCUUUUUUGAGAAACUGUAGACCGUUUCCAAAUUGAAUUUUUUUUUAAAAGAAGUAAGUUUAGUCAUUGCUCUUGGAAAACGUAGUACCUAUUUAGAUGAAAAGGUACUCUUGUGCCCAACUUCCCUCUGACUGAGAGUUGAUUAUCACUUCCUGACCAAGUGUUCUAGCUGCCCAGACUCAACCUCAUACUACUCAGAUUUAGAUUUCUACUACCUUGACCUUGCUGCCUAAUUGAAAUCGGUUUUACCUUCUAUCCCACCCCUUUUCUUUGACACUCAAACCCAGGGACCAGUUGAAAACAUGUAAAUCAUUGAACAAAACAACUUUGCUUACAGUAGCCUCUCAAGUUAAAAAAAUAAUAAUAACAGGCCAUAAUAAACCCUUUUUCUCUCCUAAAAUUUUUUUCUGCAACUCUUAUUAUGGUGUCAAAGCAAUGGUGCUUCUGAUUGUGAUGAUCAUCAGUGACCUGAAGAAGUGUAGCUGGUAUGGGUUCUCUUUUAUGAUUAAUACCAAGUAUGUGAAAUAUAUAAUUAAAUAUCAUUCUAAUGUUUAAACUUUAAUAUACUUUGGAGUGGAAUAGGGUACAGUCACUGGUUAGUAUGAGAUGAGGAACAGGAAAGACUCUAUGUAGUCCCUAUUCUUUAUAUUCUAGAACAGCAAAGAUCCAGUUACCCCCCCUCAAUUCCUGAUCCCAAAUGGUGCCAUUUGUUUCUUUUGCAGAGAGAUCUGGGACUCUCAGAAUGAUAUAGAGCUCUUCCCUAACAGAGAACACUGUCUGUCUCUCAGCUGAGCUCUCAUAUCAUCCCUUUCUGAACAAGAUAUGGGAAUAUCACUGCCCUGCAGAUGUCUUGCUUUUUGUUCUUCCCAAGUGUUCGUCUGUCUUUUGGGCCUCCGAAUCUGGUUCUCUACGUAGGGAAUAAGAACUUCGAGUUAACAGCAUACUAGAUAUGAUUAGUCUUAGGAUCUAGAAUGCUAGUACCUCUCUGACACAUUAAGAGUUGAGAAGGGCACUGUCUUACUAAGAGAAAUUUGAUUGUGUUGCCUUCUAGGUCACUUUUUACAUCUCCUGACAUGUGUUCUUGUCAUGAGGAAUCCAGUGGCUCAUUCUGUGAGCUCAUUCUGUUCUCAUUUCUAAGCAGCAUGGAAUGAGCCACUGGAUUCCUCCCAGUAAUGUUGAACUUGUGCCAGCUAGAUUCUAGAGAUGCUUAAGAUUCUUUUCUGGAAUCUAUCAAAAUAGAUAAACUAGAGCUGCAACAACAGAUUUAUUGGGGCUCUUAAGGAUGUGCUCUUGUCAGUGGAAGAACCAAGAGUGUCUCCAUGAAAACUGUUUUAGAAAGUCCUACCCACUGGUCCUCACUUUUGUGCUAAUAUCCCCCAACGGGCUUCACAGGGCUUUCAGCUGCCCCUCUGGGAAGAAAAUCUAAUGCUUUCCUUUAGGCUGUGGCUUCAUUCCUUUAACCAAUCAUUUUUGUGAAGAUCACACAGGAGUCAAGGUCAGUUAAAAUUGCACUGGUGUUCUGAUGAUUAUAAAACAAGGCAUAGGAUAAGAGAGUCCUUUCCCCACUGAUUUUGCUGGCCUUAAGAUGGCUAAAUAAACCAGAGGAUUGAAUUUACAGAAGUAUCUUGCCUUGAAGUCUAGACAGCAAGAAAGAAGUAAACUGCUGUUCCUGUGAGCCUGACAUUGGGCAUUGGAUUCUGGCUCCAAAAAAAAUUAAUUGGAAUGAAAUUUAAAAGUGGUGACUGUCCUUGUGGGGGGCACACGCAUCUGCUGCAGCCUGCUGACAACCAGACCCUCCAAUCCUGUCUUCUCCCAUAGUCUCUUGCUUUUAUAUCAGGUAGACUAAUGGCCUAUGCCGAUCCUCAUAGCUGGUGUGCACACGUGUGUGAGUGCCUGCACACAUGCUACUGUGUUCCUAUGUGCUGUUGUUGCUAGCAUCAUAUUUUGACAUAAGUACUCUCCUCACUGAUCUGUAUUUCCAUACCCCAUCAUCAGUAGUUGGGUCAGUGAGGCUAUUCUCUGUUGCCAUAUGAAUUGAACUUCAACCCUUUCUUGGAGUGAAGUACCAUUGAGUGUUUAUGAUGCCAAGAAGAAAUAGAAUGAUGAAUUGUUGUCAAUUCCAUUCUCACGUUUUUAAUAAGGGGGAAAUGGCAAAUUGCCAAUCUGACAUUUACUGAGAGAAACUGGCAAGUUGUAGGCAAGAAGCAGUGAUAGGAGAUGCCCUAGCUCCUAUUGUUCUGCUUGGGUCCUUCUUUUAGCAUCUUUUAGAGUUCCCUUUGCCUAUUUCACUGAAAUUCUCAAGGUCAAGCCACCAGUCAUCUUAGUUAGACCUCUUAAAAUAUUUGUGUUUGCCCGUGGAAAAUAACAGUGAGGUGUGUAGACUAGUGUGAAUGAUGGAUUUGGUAAAAGGCCAUUUGGGGGCCAGUGUUCCAUGCCAUGAGAGACAAUACAGUGUCUCACAGUAUUCAGAAGCCCCAUUGUGGACAUACACCAAAGCAGCCAAUACAGCAUAGUUCCCAUGAUGCCAACUCAAAUCAAAGUUAGGAGAUGUGAAUGGAAGAUUCCAGCCCAAUGUCAAAAAUGCUUCAUAGUUUUUAAUUUGUGAAUGGUUGGUUGUUUUGUUUUUCUUUCAUGAACCUUAUUCUUGAAAAAGAGAAUGGUAAGGAAGAACAGACUCCUGCCUUGUUUACAUGAGAUGUAUAGAUGCAUUUGUGCUCUUGGAGCUUGCAGCACCUUUCUCAGUACUUAAAUGUCAUAAAAACCCAUUUGCUACAUUCAGACCAGAUCAUAAAUAUUUUAACAUCAGUGAUAUUACCUUCAGUAUUUUUCUAUUGACCAAGGUUAAUAUUUUUUGCCAUUAAACAGGUAAUAAGUUAUGCAAAGUAUUUAGCUUUUAUAAUACAUUGUAAUUGUUCAUUAAAGGGGUAAAAAUGGGCUGCAUCACUGAGUAAUGAACUUUAUGUGAGAAAUUUCCCAUGGAUUUGACUCUCAUUCCUUUAGUACUCUUGUUAUAUUUCUUUUGGAAGCAACUAUAAAGAUUUAUUUGAAAAUGUCUAAAAGUUAUGUAUAUUUUAUAAAUAUAUAUUAUAUAUAUUACUAGGAACACACACACACAUAUAUAUAAUAUAUAUAGACAUAUCUAUUAAACCAUAGGUGCAUUUUACUGUUUUUUUGUAUUGCAUUCUUUGGGGUGGUAUAUGCAAAGGAUAAGAUAUGAGUAUGACAUGAAUGUUGUACUAUUUGCUUAUGUAAUAUAUAGUUUUAAAUGUUUUAAUUACUGUAUAUAUUAUAUACACUAUAGGCCAGCAUGCUUGUUGGAAAGAUUGUCAUUCUAGUUUAUUAAAAUUUGAAUAUAAGAAAAACUGGCUAUUCAAAUGUGGAUUGAAAAAUAUUCCAUUCUAAAAUAUUUACACUAAACAUUUAGACUUUCUAAUGAAUAGAUCUUUUAAAGAAGGAAAUAGCUAAAGAAGGAGAGGUGCCUUUUAAAAAACAAAUAUGGCCUUAUAACGAAGAUGAUGGGGGAGUGCAUUAUGUGUGCAUAUAUAUGUUUAUUACAUGUACAUGCAUAGGUAUGUAUAUACAUACAUUGUGUAUAUAUACAUACAUAAAGAUGUAUGUAUGUUUAUAUUUGAGCUGUGCCCACUGAUGUCUUUUUACUGUAUUUGUUAAACUUGCAGAUCUUCAGGGUAUUGUGUAUGAACCCAUUUCUGUGCUCUUCUGAGCACUACAUAACACUUUUUUAGAAUAUUUAUGUGAAUUCAUAGAAAUUUCAAUAGGAGAAAGGCUAUGCUAUUCAUUUUUUAUAUUUGUAUUAGAAUUCAUGUAGAAGAAAGUGCAUGUCCACAAAACGAUGGGACCUAAUUUAGCUUGGCUACGUAAGAGUGCCUCUUGAAAGGUUCAUUUUUAAAAUGCUUCAUAUAUUUUCAUCUUUUUUAUUUUCACUAAAGAUUCAAGAGAAAGUUUCAACUACUAAGACAUUAUUUUUAGAUCAAGUAAUAACUGGACUGGUUAAAAAUCCCACCCUAGGAGAGUUUUAAAGUAUUGAAACAGCAACUUUCAUACCUACCUCUCUGUCACUGUCUUCAUAUUUUUCUUUAAAAGGAAAUCUUUAUAUUAUGUUUGAAAUGAACGUUUAUAUCUACAAACAUUUUGGUGCUAAAAAUUUGCCAUUUAAGUUACAUGGGACCUAGAUUUCCUAAAACACAUUUUAGACCUUAGAAUUCUUUUGUUUUAAUUGUUUAUGGCAAAUUAUGAAUGACUAGAGUUCAUUUUUCUCUAAUUGGAAUGAAUAUGAGCUUUUGGUCACCAAGUUUCUGACAUGGUUCCACUGUCAAUACUUUGAUGGGCUUAUGACCAACUGGUAUCAUACCUCUAUCCACUGAUGUAGAUCAUAGCCUCUUGGUGUCAUCUCAUUUGGUACAAUUCUUAUCCGUAGGUCUCUGUAUAUAUCCCUUGUAGCCAAUCUACCCAAUGUGCUGAAGCCUUGCUUUGGUUCUUGUAACGUUUUCUAGGUAACAAACUUCUUGAUACUCCUAGGUAACAGUUAUUCCUUGAGCUUUCUUUCUAGUCAUGAAUACAUUUGACAAUGUCAUUCCCAUUACUCCUUCCCUGCAAAUUAUUCUUGGUAAUAUAAAAGUAAGCUAUUAUAUCAAAAGAAUAAUAGAAAAGAGCUAUCCAGAGAAAUUUUGUCAGGUUAAUCUGUUUCAGCCAUCUGACUUUGAUUUUAGCUAUUAAUAGUGGCACUUCUUUAGCAGUUUUUAUAAUCUAUAAACCAUUUUAUAGGGAGUUGGGAUUGCCACAGGUUGUGACUCACAGGAAUUUGUUGUGUUUUGGGUUAGUUGCCUCUGAUUACUACUGAAGUUCUUCACUGAGAAAAACAUCUGAAAAUUAUAAAAAUCAUAAAUUUUCCUAUACUAUUUUGGUAAUUUUGAUUAGGCCAUUAAAAGUUUCCAUUUAGGCAGUUUUUUUUGUCUUCCAUUUGUUUAUCCUUGCCCACACAAUAGAUGCCCAUCUUAAUAGGUUAAAAGGUUAAACCAUGUAACAGAUCUUUUUUACAUUGUUACACUUCUGUGACACCUUUUAAGUAGCAUGUUUUCUUUGUAUAUAAAUGUUAUUCUGGACGUGACUUCUAGAAGACACUACCUCCCUGGACACCUCCUCUAAUACCUCUUAAGGCCAGGAAUUGACAUAUAUUAACUUUGCUCACUGUUUCUAUCUCUAAACCCUUCCUUUGCCAGCAUUACUCAGUAACCACUUCUUUGAGGUUUAUUCCAUUUGUCUAACCUCACCUAAUAACUUAAUAUAAUUUAAUUUCACACAUUUAUCCAGUGUCAUGGUUAUCUGCCAGCAUCUAGAUCCUAUUUAAUCCAAUAACCAGUCAACAGAUAAAUGUAUUAAGUACUUACAAUGUGCAAUGCACUAGGUGAGCUUAUUCUUUUUUUUUUAAGGAGUUCAGUCUUCCUCAUCACUUUAACCCCUGUGCUUUGAUGACGAUUCACUUAUUCUGGUAUCAACCUCAGUUCCCACAUUCUUCAUCUUCAUUCACCGAAACCGAUUUUUGAUCUCACCAUAUUUACACAGAAUACUACCUUCUGAACUUUCCCUUUGAUCAUAAAUGCCUAUCUUAGUACUUCAUUGUCUUAAAUAGGACUUCCAAUUUACCUUUCCCUUACCUCGUUUUGUCACCUUCAUGGUCUUGACUGUGAGUUCAACUAGUUCUCCUUCCUCUGUCCUUGAGACCCAUGUUCUCUUAUGCCACUGUUCAUGCCUAGCCAACUCAGCAUUGCUUCUCCCAUUUGGCACAUCCAUUCCUAUUCACAUGCUGUUGGAGAUCUCACCAAUUAGGCUAAUUAGGCCCACCACAAAUUUGUUAUCUAACAUAACUGGGCUUUACUGAAACGGGGAUCUUUUUAUUCUUGGUUGGCUCUCAUUCUCUCCAUUGACUCUCAAACUUCUUCUCUUUAAGCCCCUUCUCCCAUUCUUUAAGCAGAAUACCUUGUCUCCUUUACUGGGAAAAGAAAUGAACAUCAUAAUCUCUUUUCUGUUCAUCAUCCUUCUAUAUCAUACUCCAUUCUUUCUUCCUUUGCCCUGAUCUCUGAGGCAAAAGUGACCCCUUCUUUUUUCAUUGACCUUUCUUGUGAAGUACAGUUCAUCUCUUUGUGCUUUUGAUCUCAUUCAUCUCUAUUCUCCUCUGGGAAGUUGUCUCACUGAUCAUCCUCUCUCAUCUUCAGUCUCUCCAUGGCCACUAGAUUCUUAGACAGCUUAUAUACAUGUGCCUGAUUCUCUCCCUUUUACAGCUCUUUGCCCUUUUACAGGCUAUUUCCUAGGAGGGACUCUGUACCCAGCCCUUGCAUUCUAGCUUCCACCUCUACCAUUUGGCUUAAUUGUCUCUCUCCAAGGUUCUUGAAACUUUUUCUUGUAAGUUUAUCAGUGAUCUCUUUACUGCUCAGUCCUAUGAUCUUUGCAUCUCUAGUGUCCACUCUCUUCUACGUAGGCUUCACUUCUGUUGCUUUCUUGGUUCUAUCACUGUGUGGCUGCAUUAUUAUCUAUAUCCUAAGCAUGAGACGCUGACCUGUCCACCCUUUUAACUCUAUCCUAUUGAUGAUCUCAGCUGUCAUGAGUUCAAUCCUUUCUAUACAGAUGAUUCCCAGAUCUGUAUUUGCAGUCCUAACCUCACGUCUGAACUCUAGCCUUGAAUUAGUGGCUAGCUGAUUGUCAGUCAAUAAGCAUUUACUAAGUGCCUCCUAUGUGCCAGCACUAUAUGCUAAGUGCUGGGUUUACAAAAAGGGGGAAAGUCCUUAUUCUUGAGUUCACAAUCUAAUGGAGGAGACAAUAGGCAAGUAAAUAUGUACAGAUUAUAUACAACAUAAAUAGGAAAUCACUACUUGAAUUUCAUUCAAUAUAUCUGAAAUAAGCUCUCCCCCUAAAACCCGCUCCUCCUAACUUUCUAAUCUUCAAGGGAGAGCACCCAGAUUUAUAGUGUUAGUGCCGUAGUUGACUUUUUUCCCUCUCUUACACCUUGUAUCCAACUGUUGCCAAGUUUUAAUGAUUCUACUAACAGCUCUUGCUUCCAACUCUAUUUACUUCUGAUUCAGCCUCUUAUCACCUCUCACCUGGAUUGUCGCAAUAGUUUUGUAAUUGGCCUCAUCUCUAAUCCAACCUCUUCCACAGCUGUCAAACUGCUAAAACAUCAGACCACUAUGUCAUGCCCCUUUUAUGAAAUUUCCCAGGACUCCAUUGCCUCCUGAAAGAGAAUAGGAGCUUCUUGGCCUGAUUUUUUUUCAGUCUUCCAGUUUGGGUCCUGACUGCCUUUCUAAACCUAUUUAAUAUUACUGCACAUAUUUUGGGUCUACCAACUAGCCUACCAGCCCUUCCUUGAAUUCAGCAUGCACUUUCUCAUAUCCUUGCCUUUGUACCUGAAAUAUAUCUCCCUUCCUCUCUCCUCAUAUGCCAUUCACUGCUCAAAAAAUUUCUUGGUUCCUCCCAUUCCCUCCCAAAUUGUUAGAACUCUGACCCUCCUGAGAUUACUUACAUCCCUCUCUGUGAACAUGUUAUAUUUGGUACUUCUGGUCAAGGUACUAUCUUGCUUUUUUUGUCUUUACAUUCCCACCACCUUGCAUGAUGGUUUGCAAAUGGUAGACUCUUAAUAAAUGCUUAUUGAUCUGAGUCAAAAUGAGUCAUAAAUAUAGCAUUUUUAGCAGCAUCUUGAAAUGGUUUUUAACAUUAAGAAUUUACUGGAUUUUUGCUAGUCAAGCUUUAGAUAUGUAUUUUACUGGGACCACGUGGGUAUCUUGUUUUGAUGACCAACCGUACUGACUUAGAUUCAUUCUGUUGUUCACCAGUGAGUUAACCAUAGUGCCUUGUUGAUAUAGAUGGAAUGGAUCUCUGUUGGUUGUCCAUUCCUCUCUAAAAAAAAAAAAAAAGGAAUAAUUUAAAAUUCAUCUGUAAGGAGCUGCUAAGUUGACAGUGCUACUUCUCCAGUUAUUAGUAAUCAAAAACCAUGAAUGCUUGGGUUAUGCACUCCACAAUAUCCUCAUGACUUGAUCUCCACACAUUCGCCCAAUGCACCACAUUCUUCUAUUUUGUUUCUCCAUUGCCUGUCUAGAACCUGCUCUCUAUUGGGAUUAGAGGGGAAAGUUUCCUUUUUUAAUUCUUGCUCCUAUUAAAAAUAUUAAAUUUUUUCAUUUGGUCUAAGUCAAUGAUAUCUGAGCCAUGUUAGUAGGAGAUGCUGCUUCUUUGUAUCAUUGAUAUUCACUGUUUUUUCUAACUGGUUCAGAUUUUUCAAGUUCUUUACCUCUUCAUGAAGAUUCCUAUGUCAAAAAAUGUGUGUCCUCUGCUCCUCCAAUCAGUUAGUCCUGAACUAGAUUGAUUGAUAUUAAGGUAUUUUUUAUUUAGUCAGAAUAUCUGUUAAUGUAAAUUCAUCCAAAUACUCAUUUUCAUGGUGAAAAUGGUUUCCUUUGUAAAUUCAGGGUAUGGACAAACUAAUUAAGACAUCCAUUUCGGGUGGCUCUAAGUGUAUUCUUUUGUUUUUAAAUAAAGUAUAAGCAUCUAGA
Molecule: messenger RNA, 12396 nt
Organism: Monodelphis domestica (gray short-tailed opossum)
Lineage: Eukaryota; Metazoa; Chordata; Mammalia; Didelphimorphia; Didelphidae
Gene: STRN
Product: striatin
Cellular component (GO): dendrite
Molecular function (GO): protein phosphatase 2A binding; armadillo repeat domain binding; calmodulin binding
Source: RefSeq, a predicted model, not a curated record